Messenger RNA from Aphanomyces astaci, 3062 nucleotides. RefSeq lists its product as hypothetical. Lineage: Eukaryota; Oomycota; Saprolegniomycetes; Saprolegniales; Verrucalvaceae. The record is from RefSeq and is a predicted model, not a curated record. The transcript is spliced from 7 exons. Gene Ontology annotation, cellular component: perinuclear region of cytoplasm. The coding region runs from base 79 to 2943 and encodes 954 amino acids.
GUCGUUUUCUAAGUCAAACGUCAUCCACCUCCAGCGCGACCUCUGCGUGAGCAGCGACCUCCGACACAACCACGACAAAUGGUGUCCAAUGGAGACGAGCAUAUAAGGCCAUCCACCAAUAUGCAGUCACAACAGCAGGAAGGCGACGAUGACUUUGAGGCCCUGCUCAUGGCGCCAACUGUGCCCGCGCCGGAUACGUCGACCGACCACGACGUCAUCGACCAGGUCCAAGAAGACUCCAAAACCCACCUUCUCAAGGCGUACGUGGACGAUUUCGAUGGUGUCGUCCCUGCGGCAGAAGUAGUCGUCGCGAGCAUUCCGCUGGAGGUGGUCCAGCAGCGCGAAAUUCAACUCGAACGCGCUCGGAUCCAACGCGCCCAGGAAGAAGCCAAUGAGUACCAAAUGCGGGAAACGCUCUUAGCAUACAAGGAGCAAAAAGCGCGUGACCGCCUUGCCGAGGAAGCCAUCGCGCACACCAAAAAGAUGGCGGCCAAGGAGUUGCAAAGUUUGCAAGUCGUCAACUUGCAGUCCAAGUCCCUCUGGCAUGUCUACCACCAAGCCGAAACGCACCUCAAGAACGUCCUCACCCAGCAACAAGCGCAUGUGCAGCACACGUACGGCACCAUGUCGUCCCCUUCUUCGUCGUCACACACCCACCGGCGGUACCGCACCGAGUGGGCGUCCAUCCCCCAACCCAUCGAGAUCCACGUGCACAUGCUGCGAGCGGUCAAGGACAAACUCCCCCAAGGCCAUUACGUCCUGCUUGCAACGCUGUACGAUCGGCUGGGGGGCAGCCCUAUCUCGUGGAGCGUCGCGGGGGAUCGCGGCAUCGGCACCGCCCUCCCCGGGCUCACGACCCCCUUGAGUCACCGCGGCCACUUUUACAACACCGAGCUGCCCGUGGACCAAAACGUAUACGUCGUGUGUCCCCCCCAGCACGAACUUCGACCAGCCAAUGUGGUCGUGUUCGAAAUGUACCUUCUCAGCGGUGCGAACGCAACCAAGGAUGCCGUCGUGGGCUGGGGUGUCCUGCCAGUGUGCAAUGCCGACUUUGACGUGCUGGCAGGGCGAUUUAAAGUGCCGUUGAUCCGCGGUGAUGUGGACCAUACGAUCACCAAGUUUCAUGAAAUCGAGCACAUGUACUUGACCGACUUGUCGUCGUGGCUGUGCAACAUGUACGUGACCGUGCGCCACCUCCCUCGGGAGCGCUUGGACGCCACUGGCAUGCUCCAGCGCGAGUACGACGUGGAAGUGGACGUGAUGAACCAGCUUCUGAAGCUCGAAAGCACAGAUCGAGACCUAUUAGCCCAAGGCACGUACGACGACGAUAUCCACGUUCAAGCACGCAGAGAGCAGUCGUCGUCGUCGCGACGGCGGAGGCGACCGCAAAACCUGCUGACCCCCACUCCCGUGAGCUUCUCCAACACCGUAUCUUGGGGCAAAGAUGCAGCCAAAGUGAAAACGAGGAGAAGAACUAAGCCACGACACGCGUCAACCAAAGUGACGCCCAUCGACGCGGAUGCAGCUGCGAACGACGCCGACGACAAUCGCCAUGAUAUGUUUCAUCAUGACGACGAAGACAACUCCAAACCAUACAAAUCAAGGUCAUGGCGGCAAUGGUUUCGACGGCGGUGGCGCCGACGGCAAGGCUCUAAGGCCUCCAGAUCCAACCUCCUGUCACAGACCCCCCAAGAGGCGACGACGACGACGAGAGACCUUUUUCUUGACAAGCAUGACGACGACGAUGACAAGGACAUGCUGGACGAUCCAUUCCCGCCUGUCGACGCCCCCGAGCCCGCCCAUGCCCAAACGUGGGAAGGGUUUACGUUUGCUACCAACCAAUACAUUGGCGACGAGGUCGCCAAGCACACCCGGUUCCAAACGGCUCGUAAACUGCGGUACCUGAAGCAAGAGCUCUUUGCCGACAUGGGGUUCAACAAAGCGACGACGAUGCAGUUUUGGCUCAUGGUCGUGUUCUUGUGUCUCGCGCUGUGGCUACGAGUGUACGUGCACUACCUUGGCCAGUGGCUGUACCUCCGUGCCGUCAACGUGCCUGUGUUUGCGUUCAACCCGCAAAUGCUCACGGUCGUGCUCAAGUACACGUGGAACACGGUGCCGACACCGACGGAGAUUGGUGUGAUCGCCGUGGGGGUCGUGUUCAACAUUGCCACGUUUAUCGGGCUCAUGGGGAUUGCGUCGGCGUGCCAGAAACUUCUCGGCGAGUUCCCCGACAUUGGGAGCCGGUUCAUAGCGUGCUUUGGGUUGGCGACGGUGUUCGAUCCGAUGUUGGUGCUCGCCAUCGAUUUGGUCCAGCACAACUACGACUGCGCGUCGAUCGGAGAAUGCAAAGAUCCGUCGUCAUCCUCAUGCAGGUGUGCUGAAGGUGACGCGUUCAAGCUGUACCAACGCUUUAAGAGCGAGGAAGGCACGGGGGUGGUAGGCGCCGUGCUCACGCUGCUCGUGUACGGCUUCCUCAUGAGUGUGGCGGCGGUCGUGUUCUACACCUACUUGUUGCAUUUCCACAUGAACGGCCGCAUGCUCGACGUGUACCGGCGCAUCCACGCGCGGGAAGGCGUGUUCUUCGUCCCCAACGAUUUCGAGGUGUCCGACGCCGACGUCGCCGCGCUGUGCGAUCGGGCGGCGCGGUGGAAGUCCAUGACGGGCACUCAGCGCAAGACCGCCGUGUGCGAGUACGAGCUGCGCGACCCACUGGACCCGGCGUUCGUCGAAACCACGGUGCACAUUGCCAUCUUCAACCUCGAGCUGGACGGGUCGCGGCAGCUAUACCGCCAUUUCAUCAAGAACCCCGACGGAGAAAUCCUCGAAGUAUUUGGCACCAUCUCUGACAGCCUCGGUUCCCAGUACGCCGCGCUCGAGUCGGCGCUGUUUCAGACCGCGCCACCCGAGCAUGACACUCAUACGGGUUUAUUUGAUGCCCUGUAACAUGCUCAUAGCAAUUGAAAACUUCGGUGUGCUAAGGAUAACUAACGUUAACUACAGUAUGCGCUUGGUGGGUUGCAAUGCAUGUGCGACCGGUCAAACAACAUCAGGACACAAUGCUA